GCAAAAACUGCCAAUAUUAUAAUUAAGUUGAUCUCCAUAGAGCAAGAACAUGUCUUCUCUCCAAUAUUCCUUCGUGUCCUCCAACCCAAAUCCAAACUUUGAUGAGCAUCUGUGGAUCAUCAGCAUUCGUAGAUCACUUGAGGAAGAGCUCGAAAGUGAUUCUGAAGUUCCUGCUUCCAUUUUCAAUGUCCCCAAAAUCCUGAUGGCUUCCGAUCCUAAUUCCUACACUCCACAACAGGUUGCUAUCGGUCCUUACCAUUAUUGGCGACCGGAGGUCUAUGAGAUGGAGCGGUACAAACUCGCCGCGGCGAAAAGAACCCAGAAACAACUCCAGAACCUCAAGUUUCAACACAUUGUUGAUCACUUGAUGAAGCUUGAGCCGAAGAUUCGAGCUUGUUACCACAAGUUCUUGGAUUUUAGUGCUGAAACUUUAGCUUGGAUGAUGGCUAUUGAUGCAUCGUUCUUGCUGGAGUUCCUUCAAAUUUACCCUAUCAAAGAAGGUUUGACGAUUACGAGACUUUCCUCAAGAAUGUCUCAUUUGGUUGAUUUUGCAGGGAGAAAAUCAGCUCACAAUGCUAUUCUUAGAGAUAUGGUGAUGCUUGAGAAUCAAAUUCCACUAUUUGUUUUGAGAAAGAUCCUGGAAGUUCAAUUCUCAACAUUAGAAUUGGCCGAUGAAAUGCUGCAUACGAUGCUAGUAGGAUUUUACAAAGAGCUUUCCCCUUUCAAGAUGAUGGAGAUGCGAAAAAUCCCUGUUUCGCAGUGUUCACACUUGCUAGACUACUUGUACGACAUGAUUGUGCCGAAAGUGGAAUCUGCGGCCGGGCCAGAGAUAACUGAGGCGGAGGAUCAGGGAGAGGUCAUGCAAGGGAAAGAAGGAUCAUCUGGGAAUUCAAAUUACAUAAAAGAUCUCUUCAGUGAGAUAUGGAAACUAAUUUCAAAGCUAAACAAAGGACCAAUACAGCUUCUCAAAAGAAUACUAUUUUCUAGACCUGUUAAACUCGCACUGAAAUUGCCAUGGACAAUCCUCUCCAACCUUCCUGGGUUUUCCAUCUUGAAAAAACCUGUUCAAUACCUGUUCUUUGACCAAGAAAAACAAGAAGUGAAAGCAGAGAAUGAGGGCGGCUCCAACAAUGAAGUUAACAAGCCACCAUUGGUGGAGCAGAUCACAAUUCCUUGUGUCGCUGAGCUUUCCAAAUGCGGGGUACGUUUCUUACCCACCACUAGUAACAUCUCAAGCAUUAGUUUUGAUGCUAAGACAGUUACAUUCUACCUUCCCAUAGUCAGCUUAGAUGUGAACACAGAGGUGGUGUUAAGAAACUUAGUAGCAUAUGAAGCAUCAAAUGCAUCAGGACCGUUGGUUUUUACACGUUAUACAGAAUUGAUGAAUGGGAUUAUUGAUACAGAAGAGGAUGUGAAGUUGCUCAGAGAAAAAGGUAUCAUUCUGAACCACUUAAAGAGUGAUGGAGAAGUAGCAGAUCUCUGGAAUGGAAUGAGCAAGUCAAUUAGACUAACCAAAGUGCCAAUCUUGGACAAGGCGAUUGAGGACGUUAACAAGUACUACAAUGGAAGGUGGAAGAUAAAAGUUGAGAAUUUCAUGAAGCGUUAUGUGUUUGGUUCUUGGCAGUUUCUUACAUUACUUGCUGCAAUAUUUCUCUUGCUCUUGAUGACAUUACAAGCCUAUUGCUCAGUCUAUAGCUGCGAUCGCUUACUUCACAUUAAUUACUCCACUUAGCGGUAAUCCUUUUAAUUACUUCACAUUAAUAACACCACUUAGCGGUAAUCCUUUUAAUUCUUUUCUUCGUUUCAUUUUUUUUCAGUGGUGUUUAAAUAUAAAUCCAUCAUUUUGAAAGCUUUAUUUAUUUUGAAAUAUUUCUUAAGGGAGAUUAAAAAUAAAGAAAGAAGAAAAAAAAAAGCAAAGAAUUGGUGGGCUGUUCCAUGGUCUAAGUGAAUAUUUGAUUGUGAUGAUGAUAGCAGGAUUGUAUUGACUCUCCUUUAAUGGAUAUAA
This is a messenger RNA of Hevea brasiliensis (rubber tree), 2005 nucleotides long. Its product is annotated as putative UPF0481 protein At3g02645. The record is from RefSeq and is a predicted model, not a curated record. Bases 50 to 1732 code for a protein of 560 amino acids. Lineage: Eukaryota; Viridiplantae; Streptophyta; Magnoliopsida; Malpighiales; Euphorbiaceae. The transcript has a single exon.